This is a messenger RNA of Arvicanthis niloticus (Nile rat), 2332 nucleotides long. It is a transcript of the gene Spint1, whose product is annotated as serine peptidase inhibitor, Kunitz type 1. Gene Ontology annotation, biological process: extracellular matrix organization; epithelium development; epidermis development. Gene Ontology annotation, molecular function: serine-type endopeptidase inhibitor activity; protein binding. NCBI's taxonomy places the organism in Eukaryota, Metazoa, Chordata, Mammalia, Rodentia, Muridae. The record is from RefSeq and is a predicted model, not a curated record. Gene Ontology annotation, cellular component: plasma membrane.
AACCGGCGUGGGCGGGGCCGGCGGCGCAGGGGUUAAUGGCAGUCCCGCCCCGCGCUCUGACUCAGUUUCACCAGAAACUUGAAAGGGGGGAAGGAGGCAGCCAAUCUUCCGCGCACCCAGAACCGGGCGGAAGCCGGGCGGGGUCUUCGGCGGUCCCACCCCAUUCACCUGCGCAGGUCACAAGCACCCUCGGAACCCAGAGGCCCGCACUGUGAAGGUGACCCCCGCCUUGGGGAGGAGGGCGACAGCCCCGGGGAGCACGAUGGCGGGCCGCCGCCUGGCGCAGGCCAGCAUCUCUACGGUCGGCGUAUGGCUCCUUUGCGCGCUUGGCCUCCAGGGCACUGAGACCGAGCUGCCGUCCGCACCCCCUGAGCUUCCCGGGGGAGCUGCCUGCUUGAGCCGCUUUACCAGCGGGGUGCCGGCUUUUGUGCUGGACACCGAAGCUUCAGUCAGUAACGGGGCCACCUUCCUGGGUUCCCCGACGGUGCGCCGCGGCUGGGACUGCGUGCGUGCCUGCUGCACCACUCAGAACUGCAACCUGGCGCUGGUGGAGCUGCAGCCAGACGGCGGCGAGGACGCCAUCGCUGCCUGCUUCCUCAUGAACUGCCUGUACGAGCAGAACUUCGUGUGCAAGUUCGCUCCGAAGGAGGGCUUCAUCAACUAUCUUACCCAGGAGCUUUACCACUCCUACCGCGAGCUGCGGACUCGAGGCUUUGGAGGGUCCCGGAUCCCUCGAAUCUGGAUGGGCAUAGACUUGAAGGUCCAGCUGCAGAAACCCCUGGUACUGAGAGAGGCAGACAACACAGACUGGCAUCUACUGCAAGGUGACAACGAUGUCAGAGUAGAGAGACACCAUCCAGAAGAAGUGGAGCUAUGGGGACUUAAGGAGGGAACCUAUCUAUUCCAACUGACAAGAACUGACUCAGACCAGCUAGAGGAAACAGCCAACCUGACGAUCACUGUGCUAACUGCCAAGCAGACAGAAGAUUAUUGCCUCGCAUCCUACAAGGUGGGCCGCUGCCGGGGCUCCUUCCCACGCUGGUACUACGACCCCAAGGAACAGAUCUGCAAAAGUUUCACUUAUGGAGGUUGCCUGGGCAACAAGAACAACUACCUUCGUGAGGAAGAGUGCAUGCUAGCCUGCAAGGAUGUGCAAGGAAUCUCACCUGAAAGGCACCAUCCAGUGUGCUCUGGCAGCUGCCAUGCCACCCAGUUCCGCUGUAGCAAUGGCUGCUGUAUCGAUGGCUUCCUGGAGUGUGAUGACACGCCAGACUGCCCUGAUGGCUCCGAUGAAGCCACCUGUGAAAAAUACACCAGCGGCUUUGAUGAGCUUCAGAGUAUCCACUUCCUCAGUGAUAAAGGAUACUGUGCAGAGCUGCCAGACACUGGGUUUUGCAAGGAGAACAUACCACGCUGGUAUUACAACCCAUUCAGUGAACGCUGUGCCCGCUUCACCUAUGGUGGUUGCUAUGGGAACAAGAACAACUUUGAGGACGAACAGCAGUGUCUUGAGUCCUGCCGAGGCAUCUCCAAGAAGGAUGUGUUUGGUCUUCGGAGGGAAAGCUCCAUUCCCACUGUAGGCUCCGUGGAGGUAACCAUUGUUGUAUUACUGGUCAUCUGUAUUAUAGUGGUCUUGGCCAUCCUGGGCUACUGUUUCUUCAAGAACCAAAGAAAGAACUUCCACAGUCCCCUGCACCAGCCACCUCCCACACCAGCUAGCUCCACUGUUUCUACUGCUGAGGACACGGAGCACCUGGUCUAUAAUCACACAACACAGCCUCUCUGAGCCUGGGACUCUUGCCCGUCUCACCAGGUCCUGCUUGCCAAGACAGAAGCUAGAACCUGGGAAAGCCUGGGACCAGACUCUUCCUACCUCUUUCCUGGGCAUACUUACUGUCUCAGAAGACAGAUCUCUGGGCCUCUUGAAGGAGUCUCAGCUGUACUCAGGCCAAUUCUGGAGAAGGCCCAAGAGUCUGGGAGGAGCAGAACAGCCUUGAGCCAGGAAUACUGUACAUAGAAGGACCUGCUUAUCCAAGAGCCAGAGGAAGUUGGUGUUUUGUGUCUUUUUUUAAAGCUGUCCAUUCCCAUCCAAUGACGCUAGGACCGUGAGUGGUGUCAGAGGCCAGAAGCCACACACUGCCUUCCACAACUGUCCCUCUACUCUGUACAGGCCAGCCCUGAAGGAUGUGUCUUUGUAGUUUGUGCUGUAAAUAAUUGCUUUUGGGGCCCCAGGGUCACUGCUCAGUGGUAGAGCAUGUAUGGUCACCCUGAGUGCUCUACACAGCACCUCAAAUUACAUUAAAUUAAAAAAUAAAGUGUUGUGUUUUGUUGA